Messenger RNA from Ichthyophthirius multifiliis, 405 nucleotides. RefSeq lists its product as hypothetical. The record is from RefSeq and is a predicted model, not a curated record. The transcript has 2 exons. The annotation marks the transcript as partial. Lineage: Eukaryota; Ciliophora; Oligohymenophorea; Hymenostomatida.
UAAGUCUUUAUUUGUUAUAAUGCAAAAAAAUUCAGACCCAAAAAAAUUUUGGCAAAAUAAAUAAAAUAAUUAUCUAAAAACUAGAGGAUUUGAAAAUACUAAUGUUUAUAAAUUUUAACCAUAAUAAAAAAAUAAUUCCCCUUCAAAACUAAGACAUUAUAUUAAAUCUUAAUAAGAAUUACAUAAAAAAAAUUUCAUAUCUUCACCUUUAAGAUAAAAACUUAGUAAAUAUAGUAUAAAUAAUAUUAUCUAAGAAGAAAGUAUAUUUGCUGAUACACAUCCUGGAAAAGUUAGUUUACCACCAAUAUAUCCAAAAAAAUAUAAUAAUGUUUUUUUUUACAAGAAUAAAUGAUUUUUUGUUGAAUUAAAAUUAAUUUUUUUAAAAAAUUAGUUGUUCUAUUAUAU